CGCCCCCCCUAUUGCCGCGGCGCUAUGGAAACUGGAGGCGUUGCGUUGUAGGCCGCGCGCCGGGAAGGAGGUCUCUAAAUGUUCAGUGGUACAGCUGCACUAUUGAACUGUGAGGAGUCCCGUGGGUUUGGGACGCCAGUGUGAUUGCAGAGAUGAGGCCUGCUACUUCCACGGAUGAUGAAGAAAAUGCUACAUUUAAAAUUUUAGUUGCUACCGACAUUCAUCUUGGGUACUUGGAGAAGGAUGCUGCACGUGGAAAUGAUACGUUUGUAACAUUUGAUGAAAUAUUGAAACUUGCUCAAGAUAAUGAGGUGGAUUUUCUUUUAUUAGGAGGAGAUCUCUUUCAUGAAAACAAACCUUCCAGAAAAACAUUACAUACUUGCUUAGAAUUAUUAAGGAAAUAUUGUAUGGGUGACCGUCCUAUUCAGUUUGAAAUUCUGAGUGACCAGUCAGUUAAUUUUGGUUUUAGCAAGUUUCCUUGGGUGAACUAUCAAGAUGGCAAUCUCAACAUUUCUAUUCCAGUUUUUAGUAUUCAUGGCAACCAUGAUGAUCCAACAGGGGCAGAUGCUCUUUGUGCUUUGGACAUCUUAAGUUGUGCAGGACUUGUGAAUCAUUUUGGACGAUCACCGUCUGUAGAGAAGAUAGACAUUAGUCCUGUUUUGCUUCAGAAGGGCAGUUCCAAAAUUGCUCUUUAUGGAUUAGGAUCUAUUCCAGAUGAGAGGCUUCACAGAAUGUUUGUGAACAAGCAAGUAACUAUGCUGAGACCAAAGGAAGAUGAAGAUAGUUGGUUUAAUCUGUUUGUAAUUCACCAGAACAGGAGCAAACAUGGUGCCACAAAUUAUAUUCCAGAACAGUUUCUAGAUGAUUUUAUUGAUCUUGUAAUUUGGGGUCAUGAGCAUGAAUGUAAAAUAGCUCCUGCCCGAAAUGAACGACAACUUUUCUAUGUGUCUCAGCCAGGAAGUUCAGUGGUUACAUCUUUGUCACCAGGAGAAGCUGCCAAAAAGCAUGUUGGCUUGCUGCGCAUCAAAGGCAAAAAAAUGAAUAUGCAAAAGAUUGCUCUCCAAACAGUACGGCCUUUCUACAUUGAGGACAUUGUUCUUGCUGACCAUCCUGACAUCUUUAAUCCUGACAAUCCUAAAGUAACACAAGCAAUACAGGCUUUCUGCAUGGAAAAGGUUGAAGCCAUGUUGGACAAUUCAGAAAGAGACCGUCUUGACAAUCCCAGACAACCAGAUAAGCCUCUAAUAAGAUUACGAGUAGAUUACAGCGGAGGCUUUGAACCAUUCAACAUUGUGCGCUUCAGCCAAAAGUUCAUGGAUAGGAUAGCUAAUCCCAAAGAUAUCAUACAUUUUUUCAGGCACCGGGAGCAAAAAGAGAAAAAUGAUGAGAUUAACUUUGGAAAACUGGUCCACAAGCCUGCAUCAGAGACAACAACUUUGAGGGUAGAGGAUCUUGUUAAACAAUACUUUCAGACAGCUGAGAAGAAAGUGCAGCUUUCCCUCCUGACUGAGAGAGGCAUGGGAGAGGCAGUGCAAGAGUUUGUGGAUAAGGAGGAGAAAGAUGCAAUUGAGGAGUUGGUGAAAUUCCAGCUAGAGAAGACGCAGCGGUUUCUGAAGGAACGCCAUACAGAUGCAGAGGAAGCCAAAAUCGACGAAGAGGUGCAACGCUUUAGAGAGUCAAGAAGAAAAAACACCAUGGAGGAAGACGAGGAAGUUCGAGAGGCUUUAAACAGGGCCAAAGCUCAUAGAUCUCAGGGAGGUUAUCAUGCUUCCGUCAAUAGUGAUGAUGACCUUAUGGAUGUGGCUACCUCUGGUCAAAGGGCUAAUGAUGAUUCGGAUGAUGAUGAUGAUAUGCCACCAAGCAGAGGAAGAGGGAGAGGUCGGGCAAGAGGCGGUAAAGGGCAGAACGUAACAGCAAGAGGAGCAUCUCGACGAGGAAGAGGAGGAGGCGCAUCCGUUCCUACAAAGAAUAUGUCCAUCAUGGAUGCUUUUAAGUCAUCAAGACAGCAACCUCCCCGGAAUAUGCCAAUCAAGAGUUAUUCAGAGGUAAUUGAAGAUGAUGACUCAGAUUUGGAAGAAGUGUCUUUUACUCCUUCCUCCACUGCAAAUCAAAGAUCAUUCGGAGCAUCAGUGUCUAGCAAUAGGAGCUCACAGAGCCAGGCAUCAAAAGGAGUAGACUUUGAAUCUGAUGAGAAUGAUUCUGAGUUAUUCAAGAGUACUUCAAGAAGAAGCAAGCGAUAAUUUCAGAGCCUGCUGUAUGGAAGGAUAAUACAGGGGAAAGAAAAAAAAAACCCUGAAAAUUCUGUAAACAAAUCUUACGAUCUAUGCAGCUUUUCUCCAAUAAUUUCACUGUUAAUUACAUGUUGCCUUGAAAUGUUUUGCUUCCUUGAUGGAAGAUUAAUUAUUACCUAUUCUCUAUAUGUAGUAUCGCUUACCGGUAAUCCAAAUGGCAUUUCUAAGAGCUGAACCAUAUUCCUCCCUGCCUUUGUUUAAGAUAGAAUAACUACUCAAAGAAGACGAUGAGGCAGUGGGCCCAUUGCCCAGACCAUUGCUGAGGAACAGCCAGUGGUUUUAAAAAUUCCAUUACCUUUUUAUAUUACAGAGGAAUAAAUGAGACCUGUUCUGUAAGUGAA
Molecule: messenger RNA, 2632 nt
Organism: Lacerta agilis (Sand lizard)
Lineage: Eukaryota; Metazoa; Chordata; Lepidosauria; Squamata; Lacertidae
Gene: MRE11
Product: MRE11 homolog, double strand break repair nuclease
Exons: 20
Coding region: 153-2240 (695 amino acids)
Biological process (GO): telomere maintenance; double-strand break repair via homologous recombination; meiotic DNA double-strand break formation
Cellular component (GO): Mre11 complex; nucleus
Molecular function (GO): 3'-5'-DNA exonuclease activity; manganese ion binding; DNA endonuclease activity
Source: RefSeq, a predicted model, not a curated record